GACUCUUUUAGCAUAUCUGCUGUGUGCCACAGAGCCACAAUCAAAGAGCUUCCUUUAAUAACUCCUGCUGACGCACUCAAGGUUCUCGAGUCUGACUUUAAAGAUGAUAACAAGGAUAACAAAUCAGUGUCUCAAGAUGACAUUCUCUUUCUGAAUAUGCUAGAGCAAAACAUUUAUAAAAACUAUGAAGGACAUUAUGAAAUGCCACUUCCAUUUAAGGAAAGACCUCUGUUACCAGACAAUAAAAAAAUGGCCAUGGUACGACUUCAAAGCCUCAAAAACAAACUGUCAAAAGACCAAAGAUACAAGGAACAUUAUGUAAAGUUUAUGGACGAAGUCAUAGAGAAGGGUGAGGCAGAGGAAGUUCACAAUGAAGCAAAAGAAGGAGAAAAGUGGUAUAUUCCUCACCACGGAAUAUAUCAUCCUCAAAAACCAGACAAACUCAGAGUAGUCUUUGACGCCUCAUCUAAAUACAAAGGAAACAGUCUCAAUGAUCAUUUAAUGUCAGGCCCAGAUUUGCUGAACAAUCUAAUUGGUGUUCUAAUGAGAUUCCGAUGACAUCAAGUUGCAUUACUAUGCGACAUUGAAAAAAUGUUCCAUCAAUUUCAUGUACACGAAGCAGAUAGAGACUACUUAAGAUUUUUAUGGUGGAAAAAUGGCAACUUAGACACAGAACCCCAAGAGUUUCGAAUGAAGGUACAUCUCUUCGGAGCCUCAUCUUCUCCAGGAUGUGCAAAUUAUGGACUAAAACAUCAUGCAAAUGAAAACAAGACCCAGUUUCCCCUUGCAUCUCAGUUCAUAAUGAAAGAUUUCUAUGUGGAUGAUGGUGUAACAAGUACGACAAGCAUCAAGGAAGCUAUUAAGCUCAUCCAGGAAAUUCAGACACUUUGUGCUUCAGGUGGCCUCAGACUCCACAAGUUUGUAAGUAAUGACAAAACAGUGUUAGAAAGCAUUCCACCAUCUGAACGUGCCUCUCCACAACAAGCAUGUGACCUAGCGUUUAAUGACUCUAAACUUGAAAGAGCGCUAGGUAUUCACUGGCACAUUGACUUUAACACUUUACGGUUUCACUUUCGCCCCAACAACCAACCUGAUACAAGGCGUGGCAUUCUAUCUAUAGUUGCAUCUUUGUACGACCCGUUAGGAUUCAUCUCCCCCUUUGUGCUCACAGGUAAAAGAGUGCUUCAAGAGACAUGCAAACAAGGUACAAGCUGGGACGAUCCCCUUCCCAGUGAACAAAAACCAAUGUGGAAUAAAUGGAAGGAUGACUUAAAGAACCUGGAGAAAAUAACAAUACCACGCUGUUAUGUUCCUAAAGACUUUGGGCAAAUAGUAAAAACAGAGCUGCAUCACUUUUCUGAUGCCAGUUCAUAUGGUUAUGGCCAGUGUUCGUAUUUAAGAUAUACAAACAAAGAUGCUAAGGUGCAUUGUGUUUUGGUUACAGCAAAGACCAGAGUUGCUCCUAUUAAAGUAACAACAAUACCCAGACUCAAACUGAUGGCCGCUGUGAUCUCCAUUACUGCGAGCAACGUAUUAAAGGAUGAGCUUGGAUUGAUGAAUGUUCACAUCACAGAUUGAUGAAUGUUUCUGGACAGACUCUAAAGUAGUUUUGGGCUACAUCAAUAAUGAGGCACGCCGUUUUCAUACCUUUGUUUCAAAUCGAGUUUAAAGGAUAAGGCUCAACAGCACACCUCAGCAGUGGAGAUAUGUCUCUUCUGAACAAAACCCAGCAGAUAUUGCCUCCCGAGGCUCAAGUGCAAGUGAGCUCAUUUCAUCUGACUGGUUCAAAGGGCCACAGUUUCUGUGGGACAAAGAAAUUCCUCCAUCUGCAAAGAUAGAUGUAAACUUGCCACUUGGAGAUCCAGAAGUUAAAAAGGCACAAGCACUGAGCACCUUCAAAACAGAAAAAAGGGGGAAAGGACUGACAAUUAAUGAGAUCAGAUCAAAUGGAAUUUGGAUUCCAGUCAUCAACAAAGCUGUAGCAAAGUUUAUACACCAAUGUGUAAAGUGUCGCAGACUCAGAAAAGGAAUAGUACAACAGAAAAUGUCUGAUCUACCAACAACACGUUUAGAGCCAUCGCCACCGUUUACAUUCUAUGGAAUGGAUUGUUUUGAUCCUUUUAUAACCAAACAAGCUCGAAAGGUGCAUAAACGUUAUGGACUACUUCUUACUUGUCUAUGUUACAGAGCGAUACAUAUAGAAAUGCUAGACAACUUGACUACAGACGCGUUUAUCAACGCGCUCCGUUGUUUUACAGCCAUAAGAGGAACAGUCAGCGAGAUAAGGUGUGAUCAAGGAAGCAACUUCGUUAGAGCUAAAACUGAACUGCAGAAAGCUUUAAAACAACUGGACUCUAACCGCAUUACCACAUUUCUGGCAGAGAAGCAGUGUGAUUUCAAGAUGCAUACUCCUCAUUCAAGCCACACUGGAGGCGUAUGGGAAAGACAAAUCAGAACUGUUUGAAAUAUUCUACGCUCAAC
Messenger RNA from Poecilia latipinna (sailfin molly), 2481 nucleotides. RefSeq lists its product as uncharacterized. The transcript has 2 exons. Bases 592 to 1578 code for a protein of 328 amino acids. Lineage: Eukaryota; Metazoa; Chordata; Actinopteri; Cyprinodontiformes; Poeciliidae. The record is from RefSeq and is a predicted model, not a curated record.